Cladophialophora immunda is the source of this 1750-nucleotide messenger RNA. RefSeq lists its product as uncharacterized. Gene Ontology annotation, cellular component: membrane. The record is from RefSeq and is a predicted model, not a curated record. NCBI's taxonomy places the organism in Eukaryota, Fungi, Ascomycota, Eurotiomycetes, Chaetothyriales, Herpotrichiellaceae. Bases 384 to 1211 code for a protein of 275 amino acids. The transcript is spliced from 2 exons.
CUUUUCGCGUCUCAGCUGGCCUGGAGCCCCGUGUCUUGCACAGGCGCUUCUUCACUUGAUGUCUGCAUCGUUAUUGUCACUCCUUUAUAGCUUUGUACAGUAGUGCUUUUGUCAUUCGUAUACUCACCUUUUGCUGGUCCUUCUUUCCUUUUUGAGCAACGUUCCUCCUUGUCCUCGCCCUACGAACUACGGACCCUCCGCCUGACGUCUUGUCUUGCCUUCGAUUGAAAAGUGACACAAACCAGACAAACCGAUCCCAAUCUUCUACCAGCCUGACCGAGCCCGUCUCUUGAGUUGCGGCCUCAUUUGACGCUCUUGGGAUCGCCUCUUCCUUCGAGAAUUUCCCUUCAGACAAUACCAGUCCUCCAGCAUCACGAGCAAAGAUGAGGCUCCAACUAGACCAAUUCGGUCAGAUCAAGAACUACAUUCAUAUGGGCCAGGCAGCCAUUCUCUUCCUUGCCUGGGUUCUUACAAUCGCCUUACUGACAAGGCCUGGCACGACGGAUGGCCGAGUCGGCUGGUACUUUGGCUUGUGUUGGCUCACGAUCCCCAUCCUGAUUUACCUCGUGAUGGUCCCCAUGUGGUCCCGCGCCCGCCGCUUCUCCAACGUCUACGCCUUCGCCGCCUUGGACUCUCUGGCCGUGAUCCUCUGGCUGAGUGCUUGGGCUGCCGUCGCCAGCUAUGUCUCUGCGGGAAAGGGCAAAGGGAAGAGCACAGACAAGAAUGCAACGGGCUGCGAUAACUUCAAGUACGGCAGUCCCGGGCGCUGCAAGCUGUCGGAAACAAUCAUCGUGUUUGGCGUCUUUGAAAUGCUGCUGUUCAUCGCCACGGCAAUUAUCUCAUUUCGAGCCGUCAUGUCGUUCAAGAGGACAGGCAUGAUGCCUCAGAAUCUCCCCGCUUCUGGAGGCAAGAACGACUUCUCUGCGCAGACGCAGGAUGAUUUCUCGAGUAAUAUGCGGAACGAUGACGAAGACUUCGAUGAGCACCCGGGCGUGGGUGGAAGGCAGGAAUAUGCAUACCAGAAACCUUCACUCGAUGAUUCAUAUGCCCCGAUCCGCCAGAGCGAUCACGACAAUGAUCUUGCACAGAUGCCCGCCGCGCAGCCGACAAGCCCACUGAACCAAACCGGGCUGGGGAUUCAUGACUACAACACGAGUUACAACCCCGGGGCGUACAGUAGUCAGAGUCAACCUAUGAUGGCAGGGCGAUAACGAGUCUCAUUGCUUGUAUUCUUUUUCUUUUCUGUGCUCAAUACAACCAUAUGCCUGGGAACGGUGUUGAUGUAAAGACAUUGUUGCUCCUUCCAUGUGACGACGGUCGAAGCGUUCGAGCGUUUCUUCUCAUCUUGCUUUCGGUUUACAGGGGUGGCUUAGUACGUCUGGGAUAAUUUGGAAUCCUGAAUAGACUAGAAGGAAAGGAAUUUGUUAUUACGACGGCAAGGGAAACCGCCACGUUCAAGGGGAAACGAUGCCCACGUUUCAAACACCAUGACGCAUGCUCCGAUGUCCCCUUGCAAGAGAUUCCCCAGAGCUAACACCCGAUACCCAGUAUACUCCGUAGUUUCGCUCUGCGCGGGUCUCGAGCAUGUAGUCGGUGCAAGAGGUACAUACUCCGUACAUGGCGUGGCAUAGUCCCCGGAUUUCUGGUCUGGUUCUGGACAAGGGGAAGGGAAAGGGGGUAUGUGCUCAGGUAUCUAGAAGUAGGUACCUCGUAAAUAGUACCCGGGUACGGAGUACUCGUUUACCUACCG